AUGACACAGAAGGAGUUGAACCUUCGCCAGGAUGGCACACUUCUAUUCCGGGGACGAGUAUGUGUUCCUCAGGACAGUGACCUGUGCCAUGAUAUCUUGGAGGAGGCGCAUAGCUCACCUUUUUUCCUGCACCCAGGGAGCACGAAGAUGUACAGGACGAUCCGCCCACACUAUUGGUGGAAAGGUAUGAAGAGGGAUGUCGCUGAGUAUGUGGCUAAAUGCUUAGUGUGCCAGCUGGUUAAGGCUGAGCACCAGAGACCAGCAGGACCCUUACAGCCAGUUCAGAUACCACAGUGGAAGUGGGACGAGAUAGCCAUGGACUUUGUCUCUGGAUUGCCGAAGACUGCGAGGCAACAUGACGCCAUUUGGGUGAUUAUUGAUCGGCUGACCAAGUCAGCUCACUUCCUGCCGAUCAGUAUGACUUACUCUACGGGCAAGCUAGCCCAGAUAUAUAUUGAUGAGAUAGUGCGCCUACACGGGAUACCAUCAUCCAUAGUAUCAGACAGAGAUCCACGGUUCACUUCAGCCUUGUGGCAGAGCCUACAGAAGGCUUUGGGUAGCAGAGUGAGUCUUAGCACAGCCUUCCAUCCUCAGACCGAUGGCCAGUCUAAGAGGACCAUCCAGACAUUGGAGGCUAUGCGGAGGUAA
Molecule: messenger RNA, 648 nt
Organism: Nicotiana tabacum (common tobacco)
Lineage: Eukaryota; Viridiplantae; Streptophyta; Magnoliopsida; Solanales; Solanaceae
Source: the annotation of a RefSeq genome assembly